Thunnus maccoyii (southern bluefin tuna) is the source of this 2012-nucleotide messenger RNA. RefSeq names its product papilin b, proteoglycan-like sulfated glycoprotein (gene paplnb). The coding region runs from base 1 to 1710 and encodes 569 amino acids. Gene Ontology annotation, molecular function: metalloendopeptidase activity; serine-type endopeptidase inhibitor activity. Gene Ontology annotation, cellular component: extracellular matrix. NCBI's taxonomy places the organism in Eukaryota, Metazoa, Chordata, Actinopteri, Scombriformes, Scombridae. The transcript has 12 exons. Gene Ontology annotation, biological process: extracellular matrix organization. The record is from RefSeq and is a predicted model, not a curated record.
AUGAACAUCCUGCAAGUCCUGGGUCUUCUACAGCUGCUGGCUGUACCUGCAUUCACUCUGACACGUCCAACCCAUGACUACUGGGGAGAGUUUGGACCCUAUGGGCCCUGCAGUCGCACCUGUGGCACAGGAGUGGCAAUGAGAACCAGGAAAUGUAUUACUUCAAGGACAGAUGGAGGACAUAACUGUGUGGGAUCCUCAAAGUCCUUCCGAACCUGUAAUACAAAUGCAUGUCCAGUUGGAUCCAGGGACUUCAGGGAGGAGCAGUGCUCCCAGUUUGACAGAACGAACUUUCAGAGCAAACCCUACACAUGGGUGCCUUACUAUGGAGCAACCAAUCCAUGUGAGCUGAACUGUGUGCCGAGAGGAGAGAACUUCUUCUACCGACAGAGACCUGCAGUAGUGGAUGGGACACCAUGCUACGUGGGCCGCACUGAUAUCUGUGUGGAUGGCGCCUGCAGGAUACUGGUCCAUGGAGACUUUAUGGGCUUGGAUGAUGACAGUAAUUCUGUUCACUCUGCUGCUCCUGUUGUUGUGGCUCCUCACCCGAGGGAGACACUCACAUACAUCUAUAAAGUUGGUGUCUAUAGCGAGUGCUCUGCCAGCUGCAACGGAGGCAUGCAGUAUCGCAGCGUGGAGUGUAUGGUUCAGGACUCAGUGAACCCCCAUGUGGUGGAAGAGACUUACUGCAUCACACAUCGCUUGCAAAGGCCACAGAGCCAGCAGGCCUGCAACAUGCAUCCGUGUACUGCUGAGUACAGCGUCUCCAGCUUCAGUGUGUGUUCAGUGACUUGUGGGGAAGGCCAACAGACGAGAGAGGUGACCUGUGUGGGGCCAGCAGGUGAACGUCUGGCUGACCGUGCUUGCAGCGGUUUGGCCAGACCCGCCUCUGUCCAAGCCUGCCGCAGACCUGCCUGUCACACACACAUCAGCUGGCAUGUGACUGACUAUGGACUGUGCACCCGGAGCUGUGGUGGUGGCGUGAGGGAGAGGAGAGUGAGCUGUUAUGAUACAGAUCUCAACCCCUACCCAGAGGCCAGGUGUGGAACAGCAGGCAGACCCACUGCUAUGGAGUCAUGCAACACUCAGCCCUGCCCUGGAGCACAAAUGGUCCCAAGCGUGCAGGACCCAAGGUCACAUGAAAGCACCAUGAGAGGAUUUGUGCCCUAUGUUCAAGAAGCCCACUCAGCUUCCAGGCCACAGACAAACAUUGUCUAUGAUCCCCAACCCUCAGUGAUUGGUCCUCACUGUGCGCAGUCAUUUUAUGGCUGCUGUCCUGAUGGCCAUACCUCUGCCACUGGGCCUAGAAAUGAGGGCUGUCCCCAUGACGACUGUGUUCGCACCAGGUAUGGCUGUUGUUUGGAUGGGGUGACUCCAGCUCAAGGGUUUGGAAGGACUGGAUGUCCUGAGUACCAGACAAAUGUGCAACACCAAUCAUCCCUGGCCGUCCAACCCACUGGUAGUGUGUGUUCCCUGCCACGCGAUGAUGGCCCCUGUGAUACCUGGAAGGUUCGGUUCUACUAUAACUCAAGUACUGGCAAAUGUACCGAGUUCUGGUUUGGUGGCUGCCAGGGCAAUACCAAUAACUUUGUUUCUCUGGAGGCAUGCCAGAGAGAGUGUGGGGGUGUGGUCAUGGAGCCUCCACCUCCACCUCGCAGAGUGACACCAAGGAGAGGGUCACCCAGGGGUGUACUGAGGGCAAGGGCAUAACCAUACUGAAAUGAUAUUUGUAGACAUGUAUUAUCUAUACAUAUAUGCAGACACACAUGUAUAGUAUAACCACAUCCAACAUUUCAUUUAAACAUCUGACUUUACAUUAAAAAUGAUCUAGAUAGCCUCACAUUAUAACUGACAUGAUCCCAGCUCUUUGUUUUGAUUAUAUUGUCUCUGUGAUCUCUGAUCAUUUGUUUGAUGCUCAGUAUAUUCAUUUGUGUACUUUGGCUUAUGGCUUACAGGUCUAAAAUAAAAUAAUCUCAGUGUGACCCAAGUUAAAUAAUAAACCCAAUCAAUAA